Molecule: messenger RNA, 1599 nt
Organism: Penicillium expansum
Lineage: Eukaryota; Fungi; Ascomycota; Eurotiomycetes; Eurotiales; Aspergillaceae
Exons: 3
Coding region: 1-1599 (532 amino acids)
Molecular function (GO): metal ion binding
Source: RefSeq, a predicted model, not a curated record
AUGGCGACUCCCAGUCGCCCUCAAUUUUUCUGUACCCGGCCUGACGGGACUUUGACCCCACUGGUAGCUGUUGAUGAGCUGCCCUCCAACGUCACCAUCCGCGGUGUCUCUCGCACCCUCAAUGCUGGAGAGACUCAGGGUAUGACCAGCUGUGGCCUGGCUACCCAGCGUUCUGAACCUUGGUCUGUCGACGGGGUUGCCAAGUCCUCUGACCGUGAGUCUGGAAAGGAAGCUUUGCCUGAUAUGCACAGCCUCUUGCUGCAGAUACUCACCAACAAAAAUGUCCCUGAGGCCAUGCGGGCAUCGGCGCAAGCCAUCCUCUUCCAGGGAGUUGACAGCCCUCGCGGGCCUGGUGGUCAAGGCACUCCUGCCAAUGGACUGUCUCCAAUUGCGCCGACCUUUUAUGCAAAGAACUCCCAGGUGGGAAAUAAGCAUACCCCGAGUUCCAAGAAAGAGUACUGUUCGUACUGGAUUCGCCACGGCGAGUGUGACUAUUCUCAGCAAGGCUGUCUUUACAAGCAUGAAAUGCCCACUGAGUUCCACAUGAUUGAGAAACUUGGUCUCCGCGAUAUCCCCCGCUGGUACCGUGAGAAGCACAACGUUCAAAGUUUUUUGCAUCCAAACCGUACACAGCUUGCCAUUGCGCCUCAGCAGCCCAUGCGAGCCUUGCCAUCCCCAGAUUCUCCCACUGAUGAGAGCUGCGCCGGCAAAAUGACCGCCAUCAACGCCAACCCAAAGCUGAACAAGUCUCCUCCCCGUGGACCAGCUAACCGUGGAGGUUACAACGGAUUUGUUAACCACAAUCAGCAUCGAGGUGGAGGCCGUACCGGCGCCCCGAAUGGACACCACAAUAACAACUGGAAAGGUACUCAUCGUGGCGGCCGCAACCGAACCAUGGGCCCUACUCGUCAUGGCAUUAACGGUGAGCGUGAAGGCGAGCGCAGCGGCGAGUGUUCCCCGGGUAUGGAAUCCGCUCCGGCUACCUACCAUUAUGGAUCUCAUGGAUAUGGCGGUAAUCAAGUUUGCACCCCGACUACCCCAGCCGCUGUUCCAGCCACGGUUCCUAUCACUGUCUCGACUACUAGUCAUGUUGCUGCUCCCAUGGCUGCACACCAAUCUCUUUUGGAUGACGGUAACUCCCUGAACCGGAAUGCAUACUGGAAGCUCAAUGAGCUGACCGAUUGUAAUCAAGAUGUGUUCGAAGAAGCCUCGAACAAGCUGGCUGAAUCCUACCACCGCAUCCAGCCCCGCCACAUGUACCAAAACAGCUCGAACCCUUCUUCUGAUGGCGGCGUCAUGCUCCCCAAGGAGCCCGCAGUGACUUACGAUCCGAACUUCAGUGCUUUCGCUCGCGUCGAAAUUCCUUCUCGCAAGCAAUCUGACUCCAGCGGCUCUCACAGUACCGUGCAGAUGAGUUAUGGACCUUCCACUCCCCAUAUUGGGGAUCUUCAACUCGCCGACAACGUGCCGCUGAACUUGGCUGACACCUGUGUCACUUGGGGUCCCAUUGGAGGUCCUAUUCUGAAGCGUACUUCGCCUCCUGUCGCGAACAUUGCGCACAUGUUUGGAUCUUACUCCAACAGCCCCCGCAGCAAUUAG